AUGGCGUCCAAGUCUAAGGUUCCCUCUGCCUUCUCCAAUGCUGAGCUCGUGCCUUUGGGUCAUUCGAGCUAUCUUCCUGAGCCACCUCUCGAGGAGGAGAAGUUGGCUAUUUGGAAAUCCCAGGUACUCAUUCCCUUUUCAUUGGGCUCGAAACCUCAUGCAUUUUUAGGUCCUUUUGUUCCCCAGUCAUCUGUCGAGUCUUCUUUUUCUGCUGAUGGAGUCUUGGCAUUCUCUUCCAAAUAUAACUUGGACUCUCUCGAGAAUGCCCAAAAAGUAUUUAGAACUAUGCCUCCUGUAACCAAAGACUUAUAUUUGCCUUGGUUAGAUAGAGUUGAAGGUGAAAAACAAGAUAGUUGGAGGGCCAUAGGAAUCUAUGAUGUCAUUCAGUUAUCUAGGUACAAUGUGUCUUACAACUUCCCUAUGAUCAUGAGUUCUCUUUUCUUCUGGGAUCGAGCAACUAGCUCUUUCCACGUGCCUUGUGGUAUGAUUACCCCAACUCUUUUCGAUGUUGCUGCCAUUCUUGGGCUUAGGCCAGCUGGUCCUUCAUUUCGACCAGAUUCUCAUCCCAAAAAUCCUGAUGUAACCCCCAACUUCCAAAAGCUUUCUUACCAACUCUUCAUAACCUUGAAUAUGAAUCGAGAUGGUCCGGUUACUGAUGAGGAGCAUGUUGUUUUUAUGAUGUUUUGGCUUUCCGCCUAUGUUUUUUGCUCAAGAUCGCUUCAAGUACCAAAGACACUGCUUACUUUGGCCCAAUUACUGCACGAAGAGUCUUCAAUAUGCCUUGGGAAGCUUAUCCUAGGGAAUUUGUAUGAGAAUUUAAAUGAGGCCGUAGCUUCAUUUAGGUCUAAUGACUUUCCUUCAGUCAUUAGUGGCCCCUUUUGGCUGCUUCAGCUCUGGCUGAAUGCUAUUUUUGAAGAAAAAUUACAAAGCUCUGAACCACCCAAUACUUCUCGAGAAAUUGAAGGUUUUCGUCUGACUUUCUUGACUACUAACAUAGCCAAAAAACACUAUUAUAAUGCUUUUCGACAAUAUUUCAAUUUUUUCUUAUCUCUUCAAUCUUUCACUCCUCAACUUGCUCCUUUUUCUGCUCGAAAGGUAGGGCAAGUAUGGUUUAAACGCCCUUUUCCUUCGAGAACUCCAAGUGCCCAGUCUGAAGUUUUAAUGACAUGGAGACAAUUUCUUUCAUGUCAACUUCUUUUUUGUAGUUUCACCCAUAGGCCUUAUCAAGUGGUUGCUUACCAACCAAAUCUGGUAGCUCGACAAUUUGGGUUGGGCCAGUUAAAACCUUCUUUUAUGCUAGAGGGGUCAAAUCUCGAUAUUCUUGAAAACGCUCGAAAGAGUAUUGAUGAUUUGAAUAAGGCUAUUAGUUUCUUUCGAAAACGUAGGUCAGAAAUUUCCCCUCUUAAGUUCGAGCCUAUUUUCUACUGUACCAGCACUUUUCAAAGUUGGUGGUCUACUUAUUAUCAUCACCCUGAGAUAUCUAUCGAAGCGUGCAACUAG
Abrus precatorius (Indian licorice) is the source of this 1500-nucleotide messenger RNA. RefSeq lists its product as uncharacterized. Bases 1 to 1500 code for a protein of 499 amino acids. NCBI's taxonomy places the organism in Eukaryota, Viridiplantae, Streptophyta, Magnoliopsida, Fabales, Fabaceae. Gene Ontology annotation, biological process: meristem development; meristem maintenance. The transcript has a single exon. The record is from RefSeq and is a predicted model, not a curated record.